Haliotis rufescens (red abalone) is the source of this 1863-nucleotide messenger RNA. RefSeq names its product eukaryotic elongation factor 2 kinase-like. The record is from RefSeq and is a predicted model, not a curated record. The transcript is spliced from 2 exons. NCBI's taxonomy places the organism in Eukaryota, Metazoa, Mollusca, Gastropoda, Lepetellida, Haliotidae. Gene Ontology annotation, biological process: protein phosphorylation. Gene Ontology annotation, molecular function: protein serine/threonine kinase activity; ATP binding. The coding region runs from base 190 to 1038 and encodes 282 amino acids.
GGCAGGGUAAGAAAGAGAGUUGGGAGAGUGACAGCUUGAGAAAAUCAAAGAUCGCAAACCAGGUAACAUCUUUGCAUGCUGUUUGGACGUUCUUUAAUUGAUCAACUCCUUGACAGAGAGGACAAUGGCCGAGGGGACUUGAAAUGGAAAACGUCCAACUUGACAACCAUACGCUAAUAGUUUGACGCCAUGCCUCCAAGUUCGACGCUGACAUCAAGCCCUGACCAGUACGGGUUCCGAUACUGGUGCAGCUUCUGCAGCAAGUCCUUUGCCAAAGGGAAGAGGUUUUACGCUCACCAUGGGGUUCUCAAUGGGAAUGGGCCCAAAUAUGGCCUGUUUUGUACCGUGAAGAUCUUUCGUUACAAAAGAGGAUCGGAACGACUGUGUGACGUUGAAAUACAAAAGUCACGAAAAGUUCAGGAACUGUGCCAAAGCUUUGGCAUUGAAAAUGGCAUGAAGAAGAUACAAUUUGUAUCUCUUGUUAAAGCUCAUAUGGACGAAAUAUGGACGCCCAUUUUCCCGUGUUCCUCUUCUUGGAAUAGACCGUUGUUCCGCGACGAGUGGGUCCUCAUUGAAGACUUUCUUGGCAAGAGGUUUCAAUGGUUCGUUGGUUCAGAUGGCUCCCUCCCAAAGCUGUCCCGAACAAGACAGACACUGAAUGCCUUUGUCCACUAUUCCUUCCAUUGCACUUCAGGUUCUCUUGUGGUCUGUGGGCUGCAGGGAAGCGUCACAGAAGGUUGUUACAUGCUUAAAACACCCACCAUCCACUCCGUGAGCGAAUCGUAUGGAGAUACCGAUAAAGGCAUACGGGGGAUAGAAGAGGUGUUUCACCACCACAAGUGUAAUUAUAUAUGUAAGGACUUUAUCAUUCCGGAAUACAAUAGGGCAGAUGCUGUAGGUUCUUGUGAUGACGUUACCAGUGAAGGUGCUUCAGAGGAAUGCUUGGUCGGGAUUGAUUCAUCGUGCGACUCGCUCCUCAUGCCGAGCAGACCAAUCUCAGCAGCGCCCCCUCCUUACAUGGAUGUUUUCAACAAUUGAGAAAUAUGUGACUGAAAAAAAGAUUGUUUAAUUAGGCCGUUUUAAUGGUAUGUGUUUCUCAUUUCUCGCCGGAUCCAAAUUACUGUCCUGCUAUAAAAUAACAAAAGUUUCUAUUUCACGCUAUUCGCAUACUUGAAUAUAAAUUUAUAUGAUGAAUCUUAUACAGUAAACUACGGUUAUAGCGAACACGCUUAUAACGAACUGACGGAUAUAACGAACUUACUUAUUUGGUCCCGACUAUUUGCUGUAGUUGUUCUGUAUAUAUGCUUAUAACGAACUACGGUUAUAACGAACUAAAAUUAGUAGUCCCCAUGAGUUCGUUAUAACCGUAGUUUACUGUAAAUAUCAAUGAUAUGAACGCGUUUCCCCUUUCGAUCAAAUAAUCUUCGCUGCACUUUAUCAUACAGAUAUUCGAGGGCUGUAACUGAUCAUUGGUUUGGUUUAAUCUUUUUUAUCUUCCUUUUUAACGGUUCAAGCACUCCACACCGAUACAACAAAAGAAUACAGUACAAUAACAAUCGAAUUGUGAAUAUAUUUGUAUCAAACGGUAAACUCAUCAACAAAGGUCAUUUAAAAAGACAUUCAUUCGCCCGCCCGUUCAAUCUGAAGCUGGGAAUGGAGAUGAGAAACACAAACUAAUAACAAUGGCCUUAUAAACAAGUGGAGAAUUACUGUGAAUGAACGGAUGUCACACACGUGAUACAGGACAGUAUUAACUUAAAGCAUUAACAAGCCAUAUCCCGACGGUUUUCAAGCACACUGUCUAUAAGAUGUCUUACCUUCCGACUAGUUCUUGUACACAAUUAAACAUAAUGAAGAAACCUU